GAAGUGGCGUUUCGUCAUUUCUUCCACGGCGGCCGUGACGUGGCAUUACGCAAGCGCAGAGCCGAAAGGGCUUCCUGACUCCCGACGAGCAUCACACCGACACAACUUUACACAUUAGGAUUAUUCCCGUAGUUUUAGCUGAUUCGUCUCCUUCAUCAUGGGUCUGACCAUCUCGUCGCUCUUUAGCAGGCUGUUCGGAAAGAAACAGAUGAGGAUUCUCAUGGUGGGGCUGGAUGCUGCCGGCAAAACCACGAUACUGUACAAACUCAAACUAGGAGAAAUUGUGACCACCAUUCCAACCAUAGGUUUUAAUGUAGAAACUGUUGAAUACAAGAACAUCUGCUUCACCGUGUGGGAUGUCGGUGGCCAGGAUAAGAUUCGUCCUCUCUGGAGACACUAUUUUCAGAACACACAGGGUCUGAUCUUUGUGGUGGACAGCAAUGACAGAGAGAGAGUGGCAGAAUCUGCUGAGGAGCUUUCUAAAAUGUUGCAGGAAGAUGAACUGAGGGACGCCGUGCUGCUGGUUUUCGCAAACAAACAGGAUCUGCCUAACGCCAUGGCUGUCAGUGAACUCACAGACAAACUUGGGCUGCAGAGUCUACGCAGUAGAACGUGGUAUGUCCAAGCGACCUGCGCUACACAGGGCACUGGACUCUAUGAAGGACUGGACUGGUUAUCCAAUGAGCUCUCCAAACGCUAGUGAGGCUUUUAGGGGUGAGAUGGUGCGUAUGAACCAAUGCAAAGGCUAGAGACUCCUCUUAGAAUUUUUAAGUGUGUGACACAGCUGGAAAAUGGGGAGAAACCAUCAAACACUCUGCGCCUGUCUUAGCUUUCCUUUUCUACAAUAUAUUUCUUUGCCCAAGGCUGUCUGUUUCUUUUCUUAUUUUUUGUUUUGUUUUAAACCCAACAAAAACAAUUUUUUAUUAUUUUUUUUUUUUCAUUUUGCGAGAGGAAAAAUGUUUUGAAGGACCUUCCUUCACUAUGGCUUUUUCAGUUUCUCAGAAAGUCCUCAUGCAAAACCAAAAACACUGGAGUCCCUGAUCAGUGAGCAGGGUUAUUGGUUUUGCUUUAGUCUGAUCAGCAUCGUUUAUCUGAGAAUUUGUUGUCAAGCUCACUGGAGAAUCUCUGGGGUUAGUAAUAUUUCAGAACUGGACUUUACGUGUGGAGUCGUUUGGCGAAUCAAAGCCAUGCCUGUUCCGUCAGUACUUAUAGAUAUGCAAGCUGUAAAGUUUGUUACAUUGCAUUAUCCGCUGUAGUGGCGUGGAGUCCUGUGGUCCUUCUAAACAUUAUCCUUGUCUGCAUGAGUUUACUACUUCUGGGUCUUGGAUUAAAUUCCCCUCAUCAACAGCACAUGGCAUGAGUGGCAUGAAAAGGUUAAGUUUCUUUUAUUAGGUUAGUUUUUUCCGCACAAUCCAUUGCUGUUUGUGGCAAAUGUUUGAGUGACCCAAAACACUGGUCAGAGUCAAAGGGAACGUGAUGUUCUUUAGCCACAACGACACAAUGAAGGUCUUUCCAUUAUAAUUCAAAGUUGAAAUUGAUUGACGUGUUUUAUGUUUGUCACGCCAUGUGAAAUGUUUUGCUCAGGCGUGUUUCUUGAGCUUAUCAUUAUCUGUGUCUGAAUCUGACUGCUGAAUGCAGGUUUAAUGUAUUGAUGAAUUCCAUGUCUGGUUGAAAUGGUUUGCUUUCCUAAACUGAUGUGUAACAGAUACAAUCUAUUUUACCCUAUUAUCAUGACAAAUUUGUGUAUUAUAUGUAUCAUAUUGUUUUAGAAUAAAACAUAAUCGUGAACUUAUCAUCGUGUUGAAUGUAAUAAAUCUAUUGUGAUCCUUAUGUGCAGAAUUUAUAUGCAUAAAUGCCGUCCCACUUUUUGGGAGCAAAAAUCAUUUAUAUAUAGUCAUGGCCAAAAAUAUCGGCACUGUCAGAAAAUGCAACCAACAGAACCCAACAAAAAUGCACUGGACAAAAUUAUUGGCACCCUUAACUUAAUAUUUGGUAGCACCCCCUUUGGGAAAAAAAUAACUGAAAUCAAUCGCUUCCUGUAACCAUGAAUGAGUUUCUAACACCUCGCUGCUGGAAUUUUGGACCACUCUUCUUUUGCAAACUGCUCCAGGUCAUUCAGAUUUGAAGGAUGCCUUCUCUCAGCUGCUGUUUUGAGAUCUCUUCACAGGUGUUCUAUGGGAUUCAGAUCUGGACUCAUUGCUGGCCAUUUCAGAACUCUCCAGUGCUUUGUUUGUAACCAUUUCUGAGUGCUUUUUGAAGUGUGUUUCGGGUCAUUGUCCUGCUGGAAGACCCAUGACCUCUGGUGGAGACGCAGCUUUCUGACACUGGCCACUACGCUGCACCCCAAAAUUCUUUGGUAAUCAUCAGAUUUCAUGAUACCGUUCACACAGUCAAGGCAUCCAGUGCCAGAAGCAGCAAAGCAACCCCAAAACAUCUUUGAACCUCCACCAUGUUUGACUGUAGGGACUGUGUUCUUUUCUUUGAAGGCCUCGUUUAUUUUUUUCUGUAAACAGUGCCAUGAUGUCCUUUACCAAAAAGCUCUACUGGAUCUCCUACCAUAGCGUCCCUUUUCAUUCAGAUGGCGACGGAUAGUGCGAGCUGACACUGUUGUACACUGUGUCUGCAGAUCAGCUUGAAUUUGUUUGGAAGUUAAUCGGGGUUCUUUAUCCACCAUUCGAACAAUCCUUUGUUGUAAUUUUUCAUUAAUUUUGCUCUUCCGUCCACGUCCAGGGAGGUUAGCUACAUGUCAAGGGCUGUAAACCUCUUGAUGAUAUUGCGCACAGUGGACACAGGAACAUUAAGAUCUCUGGAGAUGGACUUGUAGCCUUGAGAUUGUCCAUGUUUUUCCACAAUUUUUUCUCUCAAAUCCACAGACAACUCUUUACACUUCUUCCUUUUCUCCAUGCUCAGUGUGACACACAACACAAAGGUUGAGUCAACUUUUCUCCAUUUUUAACUGGUUUGCAAGUGUGAUUACUAUAUUGCCCACACCUGUUACUUGCCACAGGUGUGUCUAAAUACAAAUUACAGGAGCAUCACAUGCUUGAAAAGCAAUUAUUUCUUACAAUUUUGACAAGGUGCCAAUAAUUUUGUCCAGUCCAUUUUUGAGUUCUGUGAAAUUUGAUCAAGUUUGACUUUUCUUCUGUUUUUUUUGUGUUGUUGCAGUGCAAACAAAAACGAUAAGCACAUGAAUACCAAAACAUUUGCAAUCUGAACAAUUUUCUGAGAGAAGUGUUGCAUUUUCUGACAGAAUUGCAAGGGUGCUGAUAUUUUUGGCCAUGACUGUAUAAAAUAUGUAAUUUAUAGUCAUUGAUUUAUGUUUCCACCCAUUCAGAAGUCUUUUCAUGUUUAUAAUCUUUGUCAGAACAUUUAGAAAAUGUCUCCUUGUAUUUAAUCUGCUGCAUUAAUGCAUCAAUCCAGCAGAUGGCACCUGGAAUUAAAAACUUCAGUCAACUCGCCAAGACUGAACAGUAUAACUAAAAUAAUCACAACUGUUUUCCAAUACAAAUAUCUAAACAACCUUAUAUCAAGAUGCCUUUACUUCUUGCAAGAUGAAGAUAUGAAGUCUUGUUUCCUGAGAAACUACAAAAUUAAACGAAUUUAAGCUUAAAGAACAAAUGUCAACUGGGAAUGAACACUUGUUUUCCCUUUGAUUUAAGUAGAUUUGUCUGAGCAUAUUUGUUUUGGUUUUAAUCAUAAAUUCACUUAAUUUUGUUCAGUUUCUCAUAUAACAAGAUGUAUGUCAUUUUGCAUCUUGAGUAAAUGUAUGCUGAUUUAUGAAUCUUUAGUCAUGUGCACUGAAAAUCAGGAUAGGCAACAUCGGUCCUGGAGUGCCGAUGUUUAGCUCCAACCUUGGAAAAAAAAAAAACCUCACCUGCCUGUAGCCCUAGUAAUUCUGAAGAUCUUGAUUAGCUUGUUCAGGAGUGUUUGAUUAGGGUUGGAGCUAAACUCUGCAGGACCGACAUUGCCUAUCUCUGGACUAAACACUGGUGAAGAAUGUAAUUUUUACAGUAUGAUCUUAAAAAGGUCUUAAAUUUACAUUCAUAAAACCUGAACCUAAUUACAUCAGCAUCUUAUUGUAAUUAUAUGAGCUAUUACUGUUAUGUUAGUUAUUGAAGCUGCUAGAGUAUAUCCCUAUGUUUUGAAGCUGCUAGAUUAAUUUUAGUGAAUUGGUAAAGGAAUGAAUUUAAUACAAUGUGUAUGGUGAGGGAUCGACAGAGUACAAGACAUAAAAACAACUUGAGUACCUUUAAUGUAUGCGAUAAGAAACAUACUGAGAAACCAAAAGUAAGAGCAGAACUUAGUUAUUUAUCACAGUAAACUCAACCACAGUUGUAAACAUCACUGAUAUCAUGAGAACUGCCCUAUUGCAUGUGUUUGUCUCCUAUCAAUCACGAUUAGAUUUGGGUGUGGAGAUCAUUCCAGGACAACUCCUGCUCACAUGACAGGUUUUGUUUUUGUUUGUUCUGUUACAUAGAGAGGAGGUGGCCCGUAUUCACAAAACAUUUUAUCUUACCACUAAGAGUUCUCCUAAAUUGCAGUAAAAGUUUUUAGCUAAGAAUUUUCUCUUAAACCUAUUCACAAAGCUGCUGAGACAAACCUUUACUAGGGAAUAGAGAGAAGUCUUAAGCUAAGAGUAAGGGCAGGGUUGACCUUGUUGCUAUGGAGGAUGUCAGCAUGCUUAUUAACUGCACACAGUGAUUGGCUGAUAGUCUCUGUCAGAGAUUUAUUCAUAGAAAUAUUGUAGAGCACAAUUUUAUGUUGCCAUAUUCAACUAGAGGUUUAAAGGUAAAAAUGUUGCCACAUUCAAAUAAAGAAUUAAAAAAAAAUAAUAAUGCAGGCUAAUUGUCAGCCUCUUACAUAUGUGCAUCUUGUAAACAAUUAGUGGAUAUGCAUAUAAACCCUCCUCAUAAACAACAUUGGUUUUGCUUGGUUUAAUAACAAACUGUUAUUAAAUUUGGAGUUGGGAUAACCUCCAAAACCAAAGGUGAUACCUUUUUAAAAGCUCAUUAUCGUCAAAUGUUUCGAAAAUGUUUACGUUCCGAGGCAGAUUGCCAGCAACAGCCAUUUUAGGAUGAUUGUGGUUUGGUCUUAGUGACUAAGGAGUCCUCUUCACUACUCCUCUAACGUUUCACAGAUUUAGGAGCUAGUUUUAGCGCGCAAAUGCUUUGUGAAAUACUCUUAGAGCAAAAAUUUAGGACUGGCACGCCCAUUAUUUUAAAGAUUUUUUCCUAAAUCGGCAAGUUAUGAGCUACUUUUAGCCUUAAGAUGUUUUGUGAAUAUGGGCCCUGGUCUGGUGCAACUCUGUAUGUUCUAGAUUCAUCUUCUUUGUUUUGAGCUAAUGGGGCAGAUGCGCUGAAUUCUUACACAAAGCUGAAUAUGUCACAAAAAGCUGAGGAUCCACUGUUUGGUUUCAGUUGGUUGGAGGAUUCUCAUUCUCAUGGAAUGUUAAAAAAACAAGAACUAUAAGUGUCACAUGAAAUACCACAAUAAAAACAUCUAAAACAAAAGUCACUACUGUAGCUUUCUCUUUACUGAAAAACCAAAACUGAUAUGGAGAGGGAGGAGCAGGAGUUCACUGAGGAAGUAUUGUAGAGUAUUUAAGCAAGAGGAAGCAGAGACCGGUCCUUUCUAUCCUGCAGACUCUCUUGUCUGAGAUGGAGCGGAGAUGGUCUGCUUGUAUGCUGUGAUCUAGUGUGCAGUCUGUUUUAGCUGCCACUAGAUGACUGCUCAUGAGUGGAGACGUCACGCUGCCUAAGGAUCCCUUUGGCUUUGUGCCAAUGCUUGCGUUUAUUAUUUUAUUUUGAGGAGGAGAGGAGGAGAACCCAACCGCCAAGGGAUUCGGGCACUCGGGUCCGCUGCCCUGUUCUAGUGCAUUCUCUGGCAACACUGGAUCUCUGGCUGGGGUCCAGUGGACCUGAAGUGAACAGCACCAGGUCUAUGACCCGCUGACGAAGCACAGAGAACUAGAAGCAACCAUGUUAAUGCAACUGCACGUGAAGUGAACUGAAUGAAACUGAAGCCGACUACUACCCUUAAACCCCCUUUUUUCGGCUUCUGGUUGUCUGUUGCUUGGUUGGCAGGUUAUGGGGAUGGCCUGCUGUGAAACCAACCUAUAUAUAUGUAUAUUUGAAGGCUGAGCGCAACUUUUUCAAAAAAAAAACAAUAAAAAUAGAAAAACCUGAAACUGAAA
This is a messenger RNA of Onychostoma macrolepis, 6193 nucleotides long. Its product is annotated as ADP-ribosylation factor 4. Gene Ontology annotation, cellular component: plasma membrane; cytoplasm. The transcript is spliced from 8 exons. The record is from RefSeq and is a predicted model, not a curated record. Gene Ontology annotation, molecular function: GTPase activity; GTP binding. Lineage: Eukaryota; Metazoa; Chordata; Actinopteri; Cypriniformes; Cyprinidae. Gene Ontology annotation, biological process: intracellular protein transport; vesicle-mediated transport. The coding region runs from base 158 to 700 and encodes 180 amino acids.